AAAAAAAAAAAAACUAGGGAAAGAGGGCACGUCACAGUGCUUAUUUCCACACGAUGUCUAGUUCUUAUCCGUCCGUGCCAGUCGAAAAACACCAGGCCCAGCUUCCUAAAUCCCAAGCUCCGCCUAUUUUUUUGGCGCCAUAUUCAUCAUCUUCAGCUCUUCUUCUAUUUCUUCUCAAAGCGGAGGAGCUUCUUCCAAUGCCAAGCAUUUUCUCUUCCAUUCUUCCAUCCUAUCCAAUCCAAUCCAAGUGACCCACUGAAAUUGGCAGAACAGAACAACACCCCAGUUGUGAAGUUUGAUGAUUUUGUUGCAUUUUGAAGUAGUCUAGGCACUGAGGUAUGGCACUGGCUGCGCCUUCAAUCUGUUUGUCUAAUAAUGAAGGUAUUGGUAGUGUAUGUAUGAGGUCCAGACUUGCAACUUUUGAUGAAAGGUUUUGCCAGAGAAAGGCACUUCAUUUUCGUGUACUAGUAAUGAAAUUUUGCUCCACUAGCAGAAGGUCCAGGUAUUUCCAUUUGAUCAGUUCUGAUAGAAACUUUCCUGGUUUGGGCUCAAAAUGUUCGACAUUGCCAUUUAGCAAGACACGGGAUAUUUCUUCAUCGUUUGGUACAAGCACAAGUAACUCUGAGGUAUGGCGGGAAAUUAAGCGUCUGGUUGAACAAGUAUCCAAUGGUCUUAAAGAAUGGAGUCAGUUACACUUGGUGAAAGUAGCUGGUCUACUGGCUUGCACGUUUUUGGUCAUCCCAUCGGCCGAUGCUGUAGAUGCUCUAAAAACUUGUGCCUGCUUACUAAAGGAAUGCAGGUUAGAACUUGCAAAAUGCAUUGGAAACCCAUCAUGUGCUGCCAAUGUUGCUUGUCUCCAAACUUGCAACAACCGACCUGAUGAAACUGAAUGCCAGAUAAAAUGUGGGGACCUGUUUGAAAACAGUGUUGUAGAUGAAUUUAAUGAAUGUGCAGUGUCCAGAAAGAAGUGUGUACCAAGGAAAUCAGAUGUGGGCGAAUUUCCUGUCCCAGAUCCUGCUGUUCUUGUUAAAAACUUUGAUAUUUCAACUUUCAAUGGGAAGUGGUUCAUUACAAGCGGCUUGAAUCCGACCUUUGAUACUUUUGAUUGCCAAUUGCAUGAAUUCCACACCGAAUCCAACAAACUUGUGGGGAAUAUAACUUGGAGAAUACGAACUCCAGAUGGUGGCUUUUUCACUCGAUCAACAAUGCAGAGAUUUGUGCAAGAUCCUACCCAGCCUGGAAUACUGUACAAUCAUGACAAUGAGUAUCUUCAUUAUCAAGAUGACUGGUAUAUUCUGUCAUCCCAGAUAGAUAAUAAACCAGAUGACUAUGUAUUUGUGUAUUACCGGGGCAGGAAUGAUGCAUGGGAUGGCUAUGGUGGUGCAGUUGUUUAUACAAGAAGUUCAGUUUUGCCAGAAAGCAUUAUUCCUGAACUACAUAGAGCAGCUAAGAGUGUAGGCCGAGAUUUCAGCACGUUCAUCAGAACAGAUAAUACUUGUGGCCCUGAGCCUCCUCUUGCAGAGAGGCUGGAGAAGAAGUUAGAAGAAGGAGAGAAGAUAAUUAUAGAGGAAGUUGAACAGAUAGAAGGGGAAGUAGAGCAGGAAGUAGAGAAGGUGGAGAAGACUGAGAUGACAUUAUUUCAGAGGUUAGCCGAAGGGUUCAAUGAGCUUAAACAAGAUGAAGAAAAUUUCUUAAGAGGGUUAAGUAAAGAAGAGAUGGAUAUUUUGAAUGACUUGAAAAUGGAAGCAAACGAGAUAGAAAAGAUUUUUGGACGAGCACUGCCACUCAGGAAGCUGAGGUAGGCCAAGAAAACAAUGAACUCUUUGGUUACACUUGCAAAAAAUUUUACAUUUUAUUUACUGGAGAAUAAAAACAUAAUUUACAUCCAUACAUAAAUUCUAAGGAUGGUAUUAUACCAUUCCAUUCUUUUUAUCUUCUUUUAUCAUGCUUCUUGUUUUUCAUAUUUUUCUAGUAAUUCUCUGAUAACUGGUUAGCAUCAAAUUCCUGCAACCGAUCUGUUAUCAGUCUGUAACUCCUUUGUAAUAACAAUUGUUCAAUUCAUAGUUAACUUGCCCAUAUCGGAAAGCAUUGAGUUGCCUUGAGCUA
Ziziphus jujuba (common jujube) is the source of this 2106-nucleotide messenger RNA. Its product is annotated as violaxanthin de-epoxidase, chloroplastic. Bases 339 to 1802 code for a protein of 487 amino acids. Gene Ontology annotation, molecular function: violaxanthin de-epoxidase activity. The transcript is spliced from 7 exons. Lineage: Eukaryota; Viridiplantae; Streptophyta; Magnoliopsida; Rosales; Rhamnaceae. Gene Ontology annotation, biological process: xanthophyll cycle. The record is from RefSeq and is a predicted model, not a curated record.